This is a messenger RNA of Paramuricea clavata, 2800 nucleotides long. The record is from the annotation of a GenBank genome assembly. NCBI's taxonomy places the organism in Eukaryota, Metazoa, Cnidaria, Anthozoa, Malacalcyonacea, Plexauridae.
UUCUGAAGUGGGGAAACGGCUUAUGCGAUGGCUAGCAAGUCGGGCACUGAGUGGAUGCCCCGUGUCAUGCAAGCUUCAGCCUUAGGCAUGGCUCCACUCGCACGAAGAAAACUGUCACCGGUCCCGUCCGCAUCUUUGCCUAAUAAGCGAGUCGUGAUUAAUGUUUCUGGACGACGCUACGAGACAUGGGAGGCGACACUUUCUCGACAUCCGGAUACUCUUUUAGGGAGUAAAGAACGAGAAUAUUUCCUGGAUGAAAUAUCAGGCGAGUACGUAUUCGAUCGAGACCCAAGUAUUUUCCGGCAUAUUUUGAACUACUAUAGAACAGGUAGACUGCAUUUCUCUUAUUACGACUGCAGUAAGACGUUUGAAGAAGAGUUUACAUUUUUUGGUAUUCCAUUUGAUGGUUUCGACUCCUGCUGCUGGAACGAAGUUAAUGAUUCUUACGAGGCUGCGACUGUAAUUGCUACUACAAUGACAAAUCUGAGACAACGUGUUAAUCGAACUCAUUUUGAUACCAUACGUGAAACUCUGUGGGAUGCCUUUGAAAAUCCACAGCGAACACGCGCAAGUAGAACUGUGUAUAACAUCAUCGUCGUUGCUGUUACGUUAAGCUUGGUGGUGACAAUAGGACAAACAAUUCGAUGUCCAGGUGGUGAAACCUGUGGCGAAGAGUUUCAUAAUUUAUUUCUCUACACAGACGGAGGUUGUGCGUUUAUAUUCACCGUAGAGUACGCUGUUAAACUAUACGCUGUGCCAUAUCGUAAACCUUUCGUAAAGAGUCUUGAAAGCUUUAUUGAUAUCCUCGCAAUUCUACCAUUCUAUUUUGAUUUGUUAGAAGUUUAUGCACCUGAAUUGAAAUCUUUCUCAAUUUUACGAGUGUUCCGUGUGUUUCGAGUAUUUAAAUUUCUCAAAAAUUCUAAACGGUUAAAGACGUUGCUAAUAACGUUCCGCAAUGCAGCUCCAGAGCUUGGCGUACUCUGUUUUAUAUUUGCAAUGGCAACAAUCAUGUUUGCAGCAUGUGUUUAUUACUUGGAGAAAAAUGUUCCAAAUACAACUUUUACUCAUAUACCGCUGGCUAUUUGGUACGCUAUCGUCACAGGCACGACAUUAGGGUAAGUGUUGGGCAGUAUUGGAAAUUUUGCUUCAUUGUCUUAGAUUUCCAAUAAUCAAUAGGCUAUCUGACCACAUUGGGAAACAUAUCUCCACCGGCAACCGUUUAUAUACAUACAUACAUGUAGAUAAACUUUCAUGGACAAAAAGUAUGUCUGCAUGUGCAUGCUUGUAUUAGGAAUCUUCUCUGUUAUUAUUUAACAUUCAGUUGACCUUCAUGCAUUGUUUGUUUCUUAUUGCCAGGUCUCUUAUAUUACAUGAUCACCGCUUUUUCUGAACUUCACCAUUUUUCCCAUUCACCGAUAUAUCUUCUCCUUGAUUAUACAUUUAUCGACAACUCGACAUUUCUUUCGUUUCUAUGAUUUUCGCCACCAUUUUCUUCAUAUUUCUCUGGCCUUUGUUCCACUUUCUCGUUUACAUUAAUUUCCUCAGUUUUUUUUAUAGAUUUCUUCCCGAACACAUUCCCGCACUCCCUCGUCUACAUUUCUCCUGUUAUGGAUUCCAUCAUUUCGUUCCAUACAAUAUUCUUACAUUUCUCAUGAUAUACUUGCAUCUACUUUACUGUUUAUCUCUGGAUUUUUUAUGCACUUACUAACAUUUCACUCCCUUUUCUCGGCAUGAAUUUCAUAUUGUCUUUCCAAGUUCUUCCGUAAUUCUUCAUCAACUUCCUAUUUUCGUUCAUUCGUUUCUACAUUUUACCUUCUAUUUUGCCCACCCACUCAGUCCGCACCUCCUUUUCUACCAUUUCGCGCGCAAUCUUUACCCCCAUCUUAUCAUUCCUGCUUGUGUUCUCUGUAUUCUCUUCCAGUUUCCCUUCGAUUCAUUAUUGACAUCGCCGUUAUUUUCACUUCCCUGUAGUAACGAAAUGUUGAGGUUGUCAACAUAUUUUCGCUCUUUUAUUUCAGACUUCAAAUCUUUGGCAUUAAAUUUAAUGCCAUUUUGCUUAAAAAAUAGUCUAUUGUUACACAAUUAAAAGUUUCUAGAUCAUUUCUGGGAGGCGGUUUUCCCUUUGGAUCAACUACUGCUUUGCUCCACUUUACUUCAAGAAUUAGCUACUAAUUCCUACAUAACGCCUCUUAAUUUCUUUUCAGCUAUGGAGACAUGGUUCCUUCAAGUAUUGGUGGCAAACUUAUUUCCGCAGUCUUCCUGACCUUGGCUGUAUUUAUUGUCUCACUUCCUGUUCCUUUCAUCGAAGACAAACUACUACAUCAACAACAUCUUCAAUUGACAGAAGAUCGUUUAGAGAUGAGAUUAAAACGAAUACUUAAGACAAAACAAAGUCAUCGUGGCAGUAACAGGACACGACGUGGUACGGCUAGCAAUAUCCACGCUGCAACCACGUGACAUAUGGAAAGCUUUAUCUCCAAAUGCAGGAUAGUGGUAUCUUUGCACGCGGGAUGUUGCGAGACUUUUGGAAAGCGGAAAAGGCACGAGCCGCAGGCGAGUGUGUUUUACGCUUUCCGAAAGUCGAGCGGCAUUCCAAGUGCAUAGGGGACACUAUCCUGCGUGGAAAUCAUUUGGCAAUUUUUUAAUAAAAUAACUACAGUGAAACAAUAAUUAACUUUAUUGAAACGUUUAAGUACUAACACGAGUAGGACUGCUUUAUCAAAUAUCGUGUUUACUAUUUCGUGAUACUCGUGUUUUAAAUGGCCUAAAAACGACACAUCUGAUGAGUUCAUUAGCGAAG